Messenger RNA from Schistocerca gregaria, 1395 nucleotides. RefSeq lists its product as uncharacterized. The transcript has 5 exons. The coding region runs from base 198 to 1319 and encodes 373 amino acids. The record is from RefSeq and is a predicted model, not a curated record. NCBI's taxonomy places the organism in Eukaryota, Metazoa, Arthropoda, Insecta, Orthoptera, Acrididae. Gene Ontology annotation, biological process: cellular response to starvation; positive regulation of TOR signaling; regulation of autophagy. Gene Ontology annotation, molecular function: GTP binding; GTPase activity. Gene Ontology annotation, cellular component: nucleus; Gtr1-Gtr2 GTPase complex; lysosome.
GGCGCACUUCUAUGGCAAUCUGCUUGGUAGCCUGUAGCCGGCCACGACGGUGUUGGUCCCAAGAUCCUGAGACUGUGCGCCUUACAUUUUCUCACAGAGCUGCGGCCCGGUCCGAAAAAACGAUAUAGCCAUUGAUCUCCUCACUGCGCGUUCGUGCCAUAGCAUCGUCGACAACUUUCCGCACAUCUACGUAGAGCAUGUACGGCGCUAUCAAAGGUGCCAUUGGUCAAGAAAACGAUGAGUCAACUCGCUAUCAGGAUCUUACCGGCCAUUUCGCCUACGCAGACGAAAUGAAAUCGGAGGAAGGCGCGCUGCCUCGCAGGCGAUCGAGGCCUCGAUUCGUUCUCGCUGGACUUCGCCACUCCGGCAAGACCAGCAUACAAAAAAUCGUUUUCUCAAACAUGUCGCCGAGCGAAACUCUCUUUCUAGAUCCUACAGAAAAACUUGUUAAAAACAACGUCGACAACAGCUUAUUCACUCAAUUUCAAAUAUGGGACUUCCCCGGCGAUACCGACUUUUCCGACCCUAACCUCGACUCCAAAUCCAUAUUCGAAUCCUGCGACUCUCUCAUCUACGUCAUUGACGCACAGGACAACUACAUCAACGCGCUCCCCCCCCUCGUCGCGAUAAUCUUGAGGUCCGCGCACUUCAACCCCGCCCUGCGCUUCGAGGUCUUCAUUCACAAAGUCGACAGCCUGUCCGCGGACAGACAGAUAGAGGUCCAGUGCGAAAUCCAGCAGUGCGUCUUCGAGGAACUCAGCGAAUCGAAGCUCGAAAAUGUAAAUGUCACGUUCUACCUCACUUCUAUUUACGACUAUUCAAUAUUCGAGGCCUUCUCUAAAGUCGUGCAGAAGUCAAUUCCCCAACUCCCCACUUUGGAAAACCUACUCGACAUCCUCAGCGCCAGCUGUCAAAUGGAGAAGGUGUUUCUGAUCGACACGAUGAGUAAAAUCUACAUUGCGACCGACUCCAACCCCGUCGACAUGCAAACGCUCGAGCUGUGCUCAGACAUGAUCGAUGUCGUUUUGAACCUGUCAUCGAUUUACAGCGGCAAGGAAGAAAGCGAAGCAAACCCGCUCUCCAGUCAAGAAUCGAAGACGCUGUCCGUCAUUCACCUCGACAACGAUAUGUUGCUCUAUCUCCGAGAAACCCAAAGGUGCUUGGCUCUGGUUUGUCUGUUUAGGCAGGAUCGAUUCAUCAAACCAGGAAUCAUCGAGUACAACUUCAGAACGUUCAAGACCUCUCUAUUCCAAGUGUUUCGGGUGCAGUUCGAGUCGGUCAGCGGGAAGCAGGAGUUCGCUCGGAGGUCAGACGAUUGACGCAUCCUCUCCUCUAAUGUUUCAUUUUUUUUUUUUGCUCAACUUUAUAGAAAUAAAAAAUUUUAGUUCACAAACA